AUGAUUGAAUAUUGCGCAUGCCGUGUCUAUUUCCUCUCGCCCAGAGCAGGCCAGCCGUCUUGGGCACAUGCUGAAACUGACCGCAUAGAAGUCCACCAGCGCCAUGACGCCAUCUCGUCCGAGGUUGGGGCACUCGCUGGGCUCAGGCGCUGGACCUGUCAUCUGCACACGCAAACUUUGGGUGCUGGCGCACUGCUGCUUCGCACGGCUGAGCAUAUCGGACGGUUGUUCUGCCCCUCUGACCAGACGUUACAGUAUACGUCAUCUCGAAAGCUGUCGUCCUAUCCUGCAGCGGCAGCCGUUUCAGCAAAGGUGACCGUGGGCCAUGGCAUAACGGUCGCCUAG
Messenger RNA from Colletotrichum abscissum, 345 nucleotides. RefSeq lists its product as uncharacterized. The coding region runs from base 1 to 345 and encodes 114 amino acids. The transcript has a single exon. Lineage: Eukaryota; Fungi; Ascomycota; Sordariomycetes; Glomerellales; Glomerellaceae. The record is from RefSeq and is a predicted model, not a curated record.